ACAUCCUAAAACCCGAUUUGCACAACGGUCCAGCAUCAAAGAUGGCGGGAGCCUCCGACCCGCUGGAGGACAUGCUCUUCACCGAGGUGGACGAGAAGGCGGUCAGCGACCUGGUGGGCUCUCUGGAGUCGCAGCUCGGAGACAGGAAAGCUUCCGCCGGUAACCGGGACGGAACGCCGCCGGCCGCCGGGCAGCUCUCCGGGAAAGCGCGCGACCGAGCGGGGUCUCCGGAGCCGCAACAAGGGCACCCCGGAGCGGGUUUAGACCCGGAACCCGGAGCGGACGAGCCGCUCUCCGGAAGAGUCCUCCCGUCCUCCGGGUCCGGGGUCCCCGCCGGAGCCGGUCCCCUGACAGCGGGAGCCCCCCCCGCCACUAACUCCUCGGUACUGGGACCCGUAACUUUGACCACCCGGUCCGCCGCAGCCAGCUUUCACCUGGCUCCGGGUCCCGUCACAGAGGCGGUCCGGACCGCUACUCCCGGACUACAAAGUUUGAACGGCGGCGCUGGAGCCGUAAAGUUGGUGAACUCUGUGCCUGCGGCGGCUCCGGGGACCGGCACGGUAAUAAGCACCGGGGUCUCCACGGUGGCGGCUCCGGCCGGCCACCUGCAGAGACACCCCAGUACAGUGGCCCAGAACGGAGUUGACCCCAAGGGUGCCCCCCCCAGCCCACAGGUGGUGAACCACAGCACCCCUCUGAUGCACCCCAAGGUGCUGGUGCCGAGCCAGCCCCAAGUCAUCCUGACCAGCACCCCCCCGGCCGCUGCAGCCCAGCCACACGUCGGCCAAACCGGGGCCAGUACGGCUGCCGUGACCCUGAAGCCAGCGGUGAACGGCGUGGGUCAGCCCCCCAUGGCCGUGAUGAGGCCCCCGGGGGCCCCCCUGGUGACCGCAUCCAUCCAGCAGCAGAGACCCGGACUUGUGGCGAGCGCCCCCCGAGCGGCGGCUCCUCAGCCCCCCCUGGCCGUCCGGCCCCAGCAGCAGACCACCAUCCAGCUGCCCCCCGGAUUCUCCAUGCCUCCAGGUAUGGUUCUGGUCCGGACUGAGACGGGUCAGCUGGUGAUGGUCCCUCAGCAGGUUCUGGCUCAGGCUCAGGCCAAGACCCAACAGGGUCAAGCGGUGGCCAACAUCAGCCAGAGGCCCGCCACACCGACCGCCGGGACCACCAUCCGGGUCAGCGCCGCCACGGCUCCUCAGACGGUUCGCCUGGCGUCCCCCGCUCAGACCAGAAUGGUUCAGCCUCCAUCCACCACGACCGUACAGAAGACCAUCACGGUGUCCCCCGGUGGAGCGGCGGUGUCUGUGAAGAUGCUCCCCCCUCAGAAGGCCCAGACGGUGAUCACGGCGGGGGGGGUGCCGGUGUCAAAGCCCGUCGGAGUACCGUCCACCCCCCCCUCCAUGCCGGCUGCCAGAGUCUCUGUGGUGUCCCAGGAGAUGCAGGAAAAUGUGAAGAAGUGUAAGAACUUCCUGGCGACGCUCAUCAAGCUGGCGUCUCACAACUCCCCCUCCCCCGACACCUCGAAGAAUGUGAAGGCCCUGGUGCAGGACCUGCUCGAUGCAAAGAUUGAACCUGAGGAGUUCACCAGUCGUCUGCAGGCUGAGCUGAAGUCCUCUCCACAGCCCUACCUCAUCCCCUUCCUCAAGAAAAGCCUCCCCGCUCUGCGUCAGUCUCUGCUCAGCAACCAGCAGUCUCUGGUGACCCCUGGUACCUCGGCCCCAAUCCCAAUGACCCCUCCCCCGAUGGCCCCCGGCUCCAUCGCCGCCAUCAGGCCGCGGCUGCCUAUCAGUCCAGCUGGCGUCAGACUGAACACGCCGAUCACCAACGCCAUGGCGGUGGGCCGAGCAGCAGUCCAGAGUCGAACACCUGCUGUCUUCAGCCAGACCCUCAGACCUCAAGGAACACUUGUCAGAGGACCCACAACUAUAAUCAAUAAAAGUCCUUUGAACUUGGCAGCGCAAGCCAAUCAGAGGAAGCUGAGCGACCCGGGGGGCGGGACAUUCAGAGAUGACGACGACAUCAACGACGUGGCGUCCAUGGCCGGAGUCAACCUCAACGAGGAAAACGCCCGCAUCCUCGCCACCAGCUCGGAGCUCGUGGGCACGAAGAUCCGCUCCUGUAAAGACGAAGCCUUCCUGCCCACCGGCCUGCUGCACCGCCGCAUCCUGGACACAGCUAAGAAGCUGGGGGUGAUGGAGGUUCCUCUGGAGGUGGUGAACCUGGUGUCUCAUGCCACUCAGUCCAGACUGCGCUCUCUGCUGGAGACGGUCUCGUCUGUCGCUCAGCACCGAGCAGACGGAGGGAAGGAUGAAGAGCACCAUGAUCAUACGUCAGACGUUCGCUCUCAGCUUCGUUUCUUUGAGCAUCUGGAGCGCAUGGAGAAACAAAGGAAGGACGAGCAGGAGAGAGAGAUCCUGCUGAAGGCUGCCAAGAGUCGAGCCAGACAAGAAGAUCCUGAACAAGCUCGUCUGAAGCAGAAAGCUAAAGAGAUGCAGCAGCAGGAGUUGGCUCAGAUGAGACAACGAGACGCCAACCUCACAGCGCUCGCCGCCAUUGGGCCACGCAGGAAACGCCGGCAGGACUCACCGGGAGGGUCGACGUCUGGACCCGAGGUGGCCUCGGGCUCGGGUUCCGGCUCCUCCCCUGUCUCCUCCUCACGCCAGCAGCUCCGUCAGCGGAUCACACGAGUCAACCUCAGGGACUUCAUCUUCUGCCUGGAGCAGGACCGCUCCACGGCUCGCUCUAUGAUGCUCUACAAGGCCCUGCUGAAAUGAUGGGAGUCCCCCCUGGAGGAGCCCUGGGCCCCCAGGAGGAGCACUGGGGCCCCAGGACCUCACUUCAACCUCAUGUCCUCCAAGGUGUCUCAUGUCACAAGUCAGUCCCAGGUGGUCUUGGUCUCCAGUCACACCAGAGGAGCUCAGCUCAGUGUCUUUAAGCAGCAUUCAUCUGAAAUGAUGACGUGACUCAAUAGAAACACAAACCUGUUUGAUGGAACGCUCAUUUUCUAUUUUAGUCUCCAGUCCGAUGUUUGUGAUUCCGGUUUCAACAUUGUGACCUGAACGCAGCGUCAGCGUGACGUCCUCGGAGCUACACCGGACCGGACUUCAACCCUGUUAGACCAGCUGGACCACAUUCCCCACGUUCCUUAAACCUGGCGCCUACGUUACCCACAAUGCACUGACAGUAGAUUGCAGAGGUCUGGUCAGCUCACUUCAUCGUGUCGUCUUCACCGGAGGACGUUUCUGAGACGCUAAAGAUUUAUACUCCAACAUCUCUGAUAUGAAUAUGUGAAGUGAGCCUGACGGCCCGACUCCGGGGGUCUGACUCCCUCAGGACCUCCGGCUCAGUUCACGAUCCAUCGGUCUCACACAGUUCAUCGCUUCAGAAGUGUGUGUGUGUGUGUGUGUGUGUGUGUGUGUGUGUGUGUGUGUGUGUGUGUGUGUGUGUGUGUGUGUGUGUGUGUGUGUGUGUGUGUGUGUGUGUGUGUGUGUGUGUGUGUGUGUGUGUGUGUGUGUGUGUGUGUGUGUGUGUGUGUGUGUGUGUGUGUGUGUGUGUGUGUGUGUGUGUACAGUUCAACAUUUAGAUAAAUCCUCAGCUUGGUUCCACUCAUGUCUGUCCAGCAGCUUAGUGUAGCUUAGCAUAAAGACUGUAAAUGGAGGGGAACAGCUAGCCUGGCUCUGACCCAUUCCCUCGGUGGUCAGCUUAUCAAACCUCCUCUAAAAGAUGCGUUGCAGCUGCUGGUGGGUGGAUCCAACUUGAUGCUAAGCUAAUAAGCCUUAAAUGUUGAACUGUCCCUUUAAGACUUUAAAGUAAAUCUUCACAGGGAGCUGGUUCUCCCACCGACAGUGAAAACUGACUCAGGCUACACGUUCAUGAAGCUAACUAUGACACUUCAGAUCAAACAUUCCUGCAGUAUCCUCCUCUUCAUCCUCCUCCUCUUCAUCAUCCCGCCUGACAUGUGAUUUUACUUUUAGUUCAACAUUAGAAUUGAAAUCUCGACCUUGUACUGUUGAACAUAUUCGUGUCUCGGUAGUUUAAAAUGCAGUUUUUAAGGACUUUUUGGAAAGUGUACAUUUCUGGUUUUUAACCCGCUAACUUUCAUCUGUAACGACACCAUUUUUGCGACUAUUUAUAUUUCCUACAUUCUCUAUUCAAUCCUGACGCAUUUCAGGCAAUGCAAUUUUACAGUUGUUUGUACCUUUGGAAAAAAAAUGAAAUAAAGAAAAUGACAAAGAA
Molecule: messenger RNA, 4233 nt
Organism: Cyclopterus lumpus (lumpfish)
Lineage: Eukaryota; Metazoa; Chordata; Actinopteri; Perciformes; Cyclopteridae
Product: transcription initiation factor TFIID subunit 4-like
Exons: 15
Coding region: 42-2771 (909 amino acids)
Biological process (GO): DNA-templated transcription; transcription initiation at RNA polymerase II promoter
Cellular component (GO): transcription factor TFIID complex
Molecular function (GO): RNA polymerase II general transcription initiation factor activity; protein heterodimerization activity; DNA binding
Source: RefSeq, a predicted model, not a curated record